Uloborus diversus is the source of this 4461-nucleotide messenger RNA. Its product is annotated as quinone oxidoreductase-like protein 1. Bases 24 to 1142 code for a protein of 372 amino acids. The transcript has 9 exons. NCBI's taxonomy places the organism in Eukaryota, Metazoa, Arthropoda, Arachnida, Araneae, Uloboridae. Gene Ontology annotation, molecular function: oxidoreductase activity. The record is from RefSeq and is a predicted model, not a curated record.
GGAGGAUAAAAAGGGUCUGCAUCAUGUCGGUCAAAAAGAUGCGGAGUGUUUACAAAGAAGUGAUAGGCACUUUAACUCCGAAGUAUAUCAUUGAAAACAAUACUGAUUUGCCUCCGCUGACAAGGUAUUCUGUUUUGAUUGAAGUGAAAGCAUGCUCACUUUCGGAAGUCGAUGUGAAGUUGAUGCAGCUUGUCAGUCGAGACUCAUCUCCUACUAAUUACAGUGUGGGAAAAGACAUCUCAGGCAUCGUUCGGGAAGUCGGAAAUGCCGUGAGUACGCUAAAGCCGGGAGAUGAAGUUGUGGGAAUAAUUCCUCUUGAUUAUGGUUUCUCUGGUUGUGCAGAAUAUGUCGUGCUUCAUGAAUUUGAUAUCACUAAGAAACCUGAAACAGUCAGCUUUGUUGAUGCAGCUGCCUGCAUCGGUGAUGCUGUUCGCUCGUACACAGCCCUCCAUUACUUAGGACGCCUGAGCCACGGUGAUACAGUACUGAUCAUGGACGGUGCCUCAGCAUUCGGUAGUCUCUGCAUUCAACUGGCUCACCACUGGGGAGCAAAAGUAAUCACCACAGUGAGUUCCGAGGAUGAAAAACUGUACCUAGAAGGUCUGGAAGAUCAGCUGGCCCUGGUUAUAGACCUCAGGAAAAAAUCUCACUCUUUCCGGAGCGGGAAUUUCAGAAACGGGAACAGUGAGAUGAUAUGGUCUGCGUGCAUGGAGGAAUCGGGAGGACUUGGAGUCGAUUUGAUAAUUGACAACGGGGUCACUCUCUUCGCGGACAAUGAAUACAGGAUACUGACUAACGACAACUACACCUAUCCAGUUCCGAGCAAACAUGAAAUCAUAUCGGCGCUCUCCGUCGGGGGGCGAUGGAUUACAUCAAAAGAAAAUCUUCAGCUGGAUCCACCAAAUUCAAGAUUACUCUUCCUGAAAUGUGCAAGUCUUGGGUUUUUGUUUGAGCAUGCUUGGACCCUAUCUUCUACACAGCAAGGACAAUAUCUUCACAUUCUAAUGGACAUCAUGGAAAAAGUUGCUGAUGGUGUCAUAAGGCCAAAUGUUUACCAUACCGUGUCAUUCGACUCUGUGCCAGAAACAAUGAAAAAAUUGCCAAGUGUUCGAGUUGGAAAGAUUGUAAUGAAGAUGGAUUGAGGGAGUUAUUAAUCAUUUAUAUAGAUAUUUUAUUUAUUCUAGUAUUGAUUUUUCAUUUCAAGUAGCUGGGUCAUAUGCAACAUCAAUAUAAAAAAUAGGUGUCAUCUAGUUUAGAACAAUUGUUUCAUUGUUUGCCACUAAAUGUAAAAGUCUUUCAUUACGUCCAUUUCUUUUUUUUUUUUAUUUCUCCAUUUGUACUAAUUCAAUUUCUUGUUUACAUCUGAACAUAAAUUUGUCAGUAUAUUCUUCUGAGACAUAUUACACAUUUUUAAGAAGGUUUACAUUCCAUAUUAAAUUGGGUGAUUAAUAUUAGGUCAUCUGUAGUUCUAGUUAGCUAUUUUUAUAGAUGGCAGGAAUCAAGUGGCGAGAAAUCAGUUAAAACCUUAAAUUCAGUGGCGCCAUCUGUGAAAUAACUAAUUGCAAGUGGUAAAUCGCCUAUUACAUUAAAACUUAUACUGUUUAUUAUAUAACAAGGUUUUUAUACAUGCUACAUCAAAUUUCAAUAAUGAUAAAAUUCAAUUAUUAAUGUAGUGUUUUCAAAAAUUUUUCUUUUCCUGCUUCAAAAUUUAAAAAUUAUAUUUCGAAAGUUCUGCCAAAACAUUUAUUUUCAAGUAUACUUUAGCCUCCAGUUUGAAGUAGUUAGCAAACUAGUCUUCUUGCUGGUGUCCUUUCUGGAAUUUUUCUCGUACAGUUUUAGUUAGCCACAUAAGAAUAAUUAUGGUUUUGCUUGUCUAAUUUUUUAGAACAGUUUCAUAGAGUUGAUUAUGUAUGCUCAUAAGCAUGCAUGUAAUAUUUAAACCAUGAAUAGACUAACCGUAAAUAUUGCACACAAGUUACAAAGUUUUAGGUACUCAAGUAAUAUAUUCCGAAAUAAAAUAAAUAACAUUCACUUAUGUAAUACAAAUUGAAAGUGUGUUUAGUGAUGCUUUUGGAAACUUGUUUUUUCAUACCAGUUUUACGUCAAAAUAAAUCUUUUCAAAAGAAAAAAAAAGAGAUGAACAUUUUUGUAACUUUGUUUUCUAUUUUAUGACACAUCGUAUCUUGUUGUUAAAAUACUUAUUUCUAGUGAAAAUUAGUUUUACACAUUCCUACAAAAAUUUUGAUUGUAAUUUUGUUUGAUAAAUCUUUCAAACACAGAAUUGAAAAAUGAAAUUUAAAAAAAUAAUAUUGAAAUUGAAACAUCAGUUUCCUCCCAUUAUUUGCUAUUCAACAUCUUUCAUGUUGACAAAACAAAAAAAUCUUCUGUUUUUCAGUGCUUAUUAUUCAUGCCAUCAGAUAAGAAUAUCUGCUUAUUUUUCGUUCCUAUUUGGUUAAAUGAACUAAAGCGAGACCGCUUUCUGGAAAAACAUUAUAAAUCAUCCAAAACUCAUAUUUUACUGAAAAUAGUUAGGUACACAAAUUUAUUUUUUACUAGUUUGCUUUAAGCUUAGGUUGUUGUUCUAGUAACCCUAUAACUAGUAACCCUACUAGUUAUACAGAUAAACUAGUAAAACUAACUCGUAAUACUACUUGUCCUGUGGAUUUUUUUUUGUGUCAUUUAUUUAUAAAAAAAUAUUUCUUUUUUGCUGUUUAAUCAGGAUAAAUUUUUUUAAAUAAUCGAGUGAUUGAAAAAUUAUUAUUUUUAAACUAAAGUUUUAAGUGUGUAAGAAGAAAGAUAAAUAGCAUGGUAUUUGGACACUAUUGGUUGCAUAGUUCUUAUUCUCUGGAGACAAUAGUUUUAAACUUAAUAAAUAUUGAAAUAAUAUUUAUUAAUAAUUCUUAUUUCUCCCUCCUCUCUUUUUAAGGCACAUUGAUGUUUGCUCAAUUGAGUAGAACUUUUCUUUUUUCCACACUGCGUAAUUCUUUAGAAGUUUCUUACAGUGCUGAAAAUGCAGUAAUGUACGUCCAAACCAGAUUUUGCACCAAGUCGCCAAAACUUUUGUCUGCAAAAAUUGCACAGCACCCUUAAAACUGGAAUAGUUUCAAAAUUAAAAAAAAAAAGAAAAAAAAGUCUUAUAAAAUGUAGUUUUAUUUUCAAAUCAAAUACAGACAAUUUUAUGCAUUUAAUAACAAAAAAAAAUAUAUACAUCUAUAAUGGUUCAUGUUUAAUGAUUUGUUUAUGUCAGUAUGUUAAUUUUUCACAAAAUAUUUUUUUCUCCUCUUUAUGAGAUUAACAGGUAUGUAAUUUUAUGGAACUUGUGUUAAAAGUUCAAUCAUGAGUGUGGUUGUUUUUUAAAUGAAUUUAUCAUAUUUUUUACUCAAAUCACAGUUGAAAAUCACUGUGCAAACUAAUAUGUAUUCAUGUCAUAUUUAAGGGAUUUUUGAAAAAAAAAAGAUUUAGUUUUGAUACAUUGCUCAUUUACAUUGCUCAUUUGUUGUUCAUUAUAUUAAUUUUCAUUUUUUAGUCAAUGUAGUUCCUUUUAUCAUUUUGCAAUAAUUCCAUUACUCUGAAUUAAAACCUUUGAAAUACAAAUAAUACAAAUACAAAUGUGACGACCAGCAACAGGCUGUGGGUCCCGCUAGACUGGUCCUAGUCAAUCAAUUAGUCCUAAAUGAAGAUCAAUGGCCCUCUUAAAGCUAUCCACCCCCUUGCUCAUUACCGCCUCUUCUGGUAAGCUGUUCCAAGUGCCCACAACCCUACUAAAGUAGUAGUUUCUCCUGAUUUCCAAGUUAGCCUGAGAUUCAAAUAGCUUAAAACAAUGACCUUUCGUCCUGCUUUCGGUGCAAAAAUUUAAUUCAUUAACAUAAUUCAUUUUCACCCUUCUUUGAACCCUUUCCAAUACAGAAAUAUCUUUCUUCAGAUAAGGCGACCAAAACUGAACAGCAUAAUCCAAAUGAGGUCUUACUAAACUCCUACAUGAAGGCAGAAGAACCUUCUUAGAUUUGUUUGAAAUAGAUCUAUUGAUAAAUCCAAGCAUUUUGUUGGCUUUGUUACUUGCAAUUUUUAUGAAUCGCAAACCACUUCAAGAUAGUAGCAAUUGCUAGUCAAAAAGCCAAAUGCAGAAUCUAUAUCUUGAAUGCUUUUUUUCUUCUUUGUUUUAUGGAAUGUAAUUUUAAUGCAUUCAAACUGUUCCAUUUUAUAACAAGAGACAUUGAAGGAAGAGUUGAAAAAAAAAAAAAAAUGCAUCUGUUUCUUUAUUUAAGAGCAACUGCUAGAGUAUAUUUUUUAAUUUGUCAUUUGUUAUGUAAAAUUAAUUAAUAAAUCAUUAAUUUCACUAAGGAAAUUCUUGUAAAUUUUAUGAGCUUUUCAUAUGAAUAAAAUUCUCUUUCAUAUGAGAUAACCAACACUGCAGCAAAAAAAAAAAAAAAGUUUUGUUUUUCUUGUUGAUUUUUAAACAGU